GUUCUUCUUCGUCUUCUUCAGCAGCUCUACUGCUCUUCCAGCAAAAUAAUUCUGUGCUUUCGCAAAAGUUGAAGAUGGUGAGGGAUGACUUGUUUAUUACAGUUCCCAGCCUUUUCCGUUGCCCGAUAUCUCUGGACGUCAUGAAGUCCCCGGUGAGUCUCUGCACCGGCGUCACCUAUGAUCGCUCGAGCAUUCAGAGGUGGCUCGACAACGGCAACAACACUUGUCCGGCCACUAUGCAGGUGCUCCACAGUAGGGACUUUGUGCCCAACCACACCCUACAACGCCUCAUCCAGAUCUGGUCCAACUCGGUCCGCCACCGCUCCAACUCGCCCGACUCCCCCAUCCAGCUCGUUCCCUCUCUGUCCCCAGACCAAGCGAGGGACCUGAUUAAAGAAAUCGAGAGCAAGCCAGAGGACUGUCUCGAAUGUAUGUCGAAGAUUAUUUGUUUCGCGAGAGAGUCCGAGGAAAGCCGCAAGUUUCUUGCGAGAAUUGAUGGAUUCGUGUCGUUGCUGGUUGAUUUUCUCGGCAGCGGCAAUGCUAAUUUCCUUGCGCUUGAACAAGUGGUGAGGGUUUUGGACAUGAUUAUAAGUGAGCACGAAGAUCAUAAGCAGCUGGCGAAUUCGAUGCUGAAGAGUGAUCGCGAUUGCUUGUCUUCAAUCCUCCUCGUUUUGCAACAAGGAAGCGCGGAAUCUAGAAUCGCAUCUGCUAGGGUUUUGGAGUCGAUCGCAAUCGAUGCUGAAUCGAAGCUCUUGAUAGCCGAAAAGGAUGGAUUAUUUUCUGAAUUGAUUCGCAUAAUGAGCACCGAGACCGAUCCUACAAUGAUAGAAUCAACCUUGUCUUGCUUGAUCGCAGUAUCAAUGCCGAGACGCAUCCGACCAAAAAUCGUGAGACUCGGCGUCGUCAAGCAACUCACGAAAUUAUUAUCCGAUCCCAACUGGAGCGUUUCGGUGACCGAGAAGGCUCUGAAACUGCUGGAAAUGGCAUCAUCGUGCAAAGAGGGAAAAUCCGAGAUAUGUGAGAACUCCGAGUGCGUAUCUGCCAUAGUGCAGAAGAUGUUGAAGGUGUCGAGCACGGCGACGGAGCACGCCGUGACGAUACUGUGGAGCGUGUGCUAUUUGUCAAGAGACGACAGGGCUCAGAGCACGGUCACCCAGAACAACGGAUUGACCAAGAUUUUGGUGCUUAUGCAGAGCAAUUGCUCGCCGGCGGUGAGGCAACUAGCCGGAGAUUUGUUGAAAAUAUUCAGAGUGAGCUCCAAAUCGUGUCUGUCAAGCUAUGAUACCAAAACAACCCAUAUCAUGCCUUUUUGACUCAUCUAUCACUGAUUUUCUUCCUCUCUUUCUAUAUUGAAUGAGACGGAGACGGAGACGGAGACGGAGAUGGGGAUGGAGAGAGAGACAAGUUUGUAUAUGCAAAGACAAAUUUUGUUAACCAAUAGAAGAAAGAAUUCAUUUGAUUUUGUUUACAUGUCUGUUUCUUCCAUUUCAGUUUCUUGCCUUUUUGUUAGGCACAUGGGAAAAAAUCAAAGUGGCUGAAAACUCUGUUCUUA
Messenger RNA from Vitis riparia (riverbank grape), 1552 nucleotides. RefSeq names its product U-box domain-containing protein 27. Gene Ontology annotation, biological process: protein ubiquitination. Bases 75 to 1313 code for a protein of 412 amino acids. The transcript has a single exon. NCBI's taxonomy places the organism in Eukaryota, Viridiplantae, Streptophyta, Magnoliopsida, Vitales, Vitaceae. Gene Ontology annotation, molecular function: ubiquitin protein ligase activity; protein binding. The record is from RefSeq and is a predicted model, not a curated record.